UGUACGCUACUACAUCACGACAUUCACCGCAUCCCUACAACGACCUGGGGGGGAGCCCAGCCAUGAGCGGAGUGUCCUGAAGUCACCGCUCAUUGGAGACGAAGGGGAAGCCACUAUAGUCACUUCUUCUUCUGGGGUGUGACGCUCUCUAGUGGAUGAGAGCCCGUCGCCCUGCUCUCUAGUGGAUGAGAGCCCGUCGCCCUGCUCUCUAGUGGAUGAGAGCCCGUAGCCCUGCUAUCCGUUGGAGGAUGUGUGAUGCUCUCUAGUGGAUGAGAGCCCGUAGCCCUGCUAUCUGUUGGAGGUGUGUGAUGCUCUCUAGUGGAUGAGAGCCCGUAGCCCUGUUGGAGGUGUGUGAUGCUCUCUAGUGGAUGAGAGCCCGUCGCCCUGCUAUCUGUUGGAGGUGUGUGAUGCUCUCUAGUGGAUGAGAGCCCGUAGCCCUGCUAUCUGUUGGAGGUGUGUGAUGCUCUCUAGUGGAUGAGAGCCCGUAGCCCUGCUGUCCGUUGCAGGAUGUCUGCGUCGGACUCUGAUUACUCAAUAGACUAUCUGGCCAGUGACAGUGAGGAUAAUGACAACGACAGCGGCGUGGGACUGAGCCCCGACGGACACACAGUCAGGACGGCACCUUCAUCCUCCUUACCUCCACCCUCAUCAUCAUCAUUAAGGGACUCUCCCAGUAACACUGACUGUGGUUCUUCUAAGGACGGGAUCUCGAGGCUAAACAGGAAUUCCAACCACGAGGACCCCCAUAGGCUGAGCAGUGACACAGGAGAUUUCGGGGACUCUGGCCUCAGUAGGGACGGGGACAGUGAUAAUUCCAACGAUGCUGACCCUCGACUGAGCAGGGACAGAGAUUGUAGUUGUGGUGGCACCCCUCCUCCAGCCACCUACGAGGGGGGCCGCUGCCCCAGUGAGACCCAGGGAUGUAGUCCUACUGUGUACGGUCAGCAGCAGCAGAGACUGUCAUGGAGCCCGACGGCCUCCUCUCAAGCCUGGGAUAGAAACAGUAGACAGAGUGGCACUGGGAAGCCUGGGCAGGGCAGGAAGAGGGCACACAGCCAUGGACGGCAUCCUGGAGACCAAGGCUGUAGGAACAGAGACACAACGGAACCUGGGGAGCCUGAGAAGGAUCAGCUGUUUGCCCAGAAGUGUAUGGAGCUCCAGUGUUACCUCCAUCCCCUGUCUUCCAUCCUGAGAGGCCUGCGCUCUGGGAGGUACUCAGAACGUCUUAGCCGUUUCCAGGAGAGCGUUGCUAUGGACCGGAUCCAGAGAAUAAUGGGAGUCCUCCAGAACCCAAACAUGGGUGAGCGCUACGUCAGUGUGAUCCUGAAGAUGGAAGCGAUGCUCCAUAGCUGGUUUCCUCAAGUCAGAUCCCGCCCAGACCCAGACCCAGGCCCAGACCCAGACCCAGAUCAGCACAAUGACAGCCAGGAAGAGCACCACACUCCAGCUAAGCAGUACCAGGCCCCAGCCCAGCCACCACCUCCAGCCUCUCCUCCCGUCGUCUCCCCCCCAGAGGGUGACCACCACCCAGCACUGCGAGCCUCCGACGGACCCCUGCCCAGCUCCUUCCCCUACUCCUCUGCCACUCAUCUCAAACGUCUCCACACCGCCCCCAUCUGCUCCUCCAACACAGAGACAGAGACAGCCCAGCAAGAGCCACCGGGCCUGGUCAGGCCCUCCACCGCCUGCUCCCUGGGAUCCAACCGUCCAGCCGACGACCAGGAACAGACCCAAGACGACGCGGUCUCCUCCAGCACUGACCCCCAGGGGAGCACUGUGGACCCCCACCUCCAGACCCACCCUUACAGAGUCAGACCCCGAGCCCACCGACGAGGGCCUCCGUCGGGGAAGAUCAGCUCGCCCUGCCUGGAGAGGCUGCUCCAGUCCAAGGAGAGCAUCAUCUCACCCAGAAACAUGGGAGGUCAGAGUCCGGGAGGUGAUGGGGAGAGCAGCCGUUCGUAACAGCUAGACUCAGACAUGGUCCAUGGAGGAGAUAAGGACUGAUCUGGGCACAGAGUUGACCCGGGAGACACAGAGCUGUAUCUUUCCACAACAGGCUCCCCAAUACAGCAGGGGGCAAAGGUCGGUGUCUGAGCGGGACGCUGUCUCUUUAAGAGCUGUGUGUCAUGUGAUCCAUCAUGUGAUCCAACUACGGUUGGUUUAUCUGCAGUAAGACACUGAGACAUGGAGGAGAGGAGAAAUAUUAUAGACCUGCAGUGAGACACAGAGAUAUGGAGGAGACAUAUUAUAGACCUGCAGUAAGACACUGAGACAUGGAAGAGACAUAUUAUAGACCUGCAGUAAGACACUGAGACAUGGAGGAGACAUAUUAUAGACCUGCAGUAAGACACUGAGACAUGGAGGAGAGGAG
Molecule: messenger RNA, 2371 nt
Organism: Oncorhynchus kisutch (coho salmon)
Lineage: Eukaryota; Metazoa; Chordata; Actinopteri; Salmoniformes; Salmonidae
Exons: 6
Coding region: 475-1962 (495 amino acids)
Biological process (GO): negative regulation of DNA-templated transcription; circadian regulation of gene expression
Cellular component (GO): nucleus
Molecular function (GO): RNA polymerase II cis-regulatory region sequence-specific DNA binding
Source: RefSeq, a predicted model, not a curated record